Molecule: messenger RNA, 1093 nt
Organism: Fomitiporia mediterranea MF3/22
Lineage: Eukaryota; Fungi; Basidiomycota; Agaricomycetes; Hymenochaetales; Hymenochaetaceae
Exons: 3
Coding region: 84-689 (201 amino acids)
Source: RefSeq, a predicted model, not a curated record
UAAACAACUCCUCCUCCUCCUACCUCUGCCUUGUCAUUUUACUUGGGCUUUUGGCUUAUUUUAAAGGCAUUAAGGGGAUAAUAAUGGCUUCUGUGACUUUUGCGAAUAUGCCUUUCAAAGCUGCGAUCUACCAGCCGCUCCCUCAGGAAUCCAUGGACGUUUAUUCUCCCUACUCUUCGUCGAAAGAGCACAUCCCAAACCAUGACCAUACUCAUCGCCACUGUCAAUGUCAAUCUCAAAGCGAGUGCGAAACUCAGAAUUCUUCGCAUAAUGCAUGCCAUGCUCGUAGACGUCGCUGUCUAAUCCAUUUCUUACUGGCUAGUGCGGGCGUACUGUUGUUGCUUGCUGCUGCGAGUUUCGUGUAUUCGUGUGGGUGGGAAAGCGUACUUGGGAUGAUGGGUGAUGGUGCGGAGAUGGCGUUGGGUAAACGUCAGUCGAAUGGAAGCUCGAAUAAUGACCAACAGGGUGUUUUCGUGAAGAACAAGCUAUAUCUGAUAGUGGUACUCGUUGGGUUAUUCGUAUGUCUCAUACUCGCCAUCAUGCUCGCUGCAUGGUGCUGUAGAGGCGCCUUUAAUAACCCGCUGUGCUGUCCUUGUUACCUGUGCGCUUGUUGCGGUGGACUCGCGUGCUUGGAAUGCAUCAGUUGCGGGCUGUGUGCGGAAGGUGUCGACCAGAUCGGAUUUAAUUGAUAUAUGAUAUAGAUUGACGCUGGCUGUUUGGCUGUUGGGGGUAAGCGAUACCGAUACCCAUUUGCCAUUUGUUGAAAUAUCGGCCGAAAGAGGACGUUUUUUGCGGUGAAGAGGUGAAGAGGUGCUGGGACUAUCUUAACUUAAAACGUUCGCUGUAUGUAGACUGACUGGUAUACCCAUAUACCGCUCGUAUCUGGACUGUUGAUUUUUUGAAAGCACGGUUUCUUAUAUAUAUAAUAUAUCUUUGGCACUACUUUUAGUGCCUUUUCUUCUUGGACCCUUUGUAUAUUAUUGCAUACUCAUCUUGUCUCUUUAUUCUUGUGAUUUUCUUCUCUUCGUUUGCAAUCUUUUGUUUGAUACCCACUGGUAUAGCUUUGGUGGGGUGUAGUAUAUUAUGAUAUUUA